AUGUUUAAAGAUAAUAAAAAUAGAUGGGAAGAAUAUCUGAAGUGGGUUGAAUGGGGAGACAAGAUACAAUCCGGCUUUGACAGGGUGGCGUGGAUCAGAAUUAUGGGGCUUCCCAUACAUCUCUGGGGGGGGGGGGGAACAACUUUGCAACAAUCACAAAAGGAUAUGGGGACGGGGAUUAAUGAUGAGAUAUUCGUAGCCUUUGAAGGAGAACUCAUAAAGCUGGGCAUCAUUGAAUUUGACGAGGAUUGGUUCCCCUUCAAGUUUGACCCCUCUGAAGAUUACUAUGAAAAAGGUGACGAUGAAGUCGGGGAGUACGAUGAAGAAGAUGAUGAAGACGAAGGAAUUUCUGAUACAUGGAUACAUGAUGUAGAGAGUGAAAAAGGGGAAGGAUAA
This is a messenger RNA of Lactuca virosa, 396 nucleotides long. NCBI's taxonomy places the organism in Eukaryota, Viridiplantae, Streptophyta, Magnoliopsida, Asterales, Asteraceae. The record is from the annotation of a GenBank genome assembly.